This is a messenger RNA of Lathyrus oleraceus (garden pea), 2094 nucleotides long. RefSeq lists its product as uncharacterized. Gene Ontology annotation, molecular function: catalytic activity. The record is from RefSeq and is a predicted model, not a curated record. Gene Ontology annotation, biological process: GPI anchor biosynthetic process. The transcript is spliced from 4 exons. Bases 455 to 1888 code for a protein of 477 amino acids. Gene Ontology annotation, cellular component: endoplasmic reticulum. NCBI's taxonomy places the organism in Eukaryota, Viridiplantae, Streptophyta, Magnoliopsida, Fabales, Fabaceae.
GUGGUAAUAAUAGUAAUCAUAUAUGCACCUUUUAAUACCAUUUUAUCGUGGUAGUUUUCGCGGUCGUAGACCAUAUUUUAAAACCUUGGCCAUAAGCAUCUCUCAUUUUAUUUUUCUUCUUGUCGUUUGAUUGAAUAAUAGCAUCUUCCUCAAAAUCUAACUAAACUAUUACAAGACAAAAAAGAGAAAGAAGAAAGAAGAAAGGGAAUAUGAACUUUCACCAACUCAUUUCCAAGAAGGCUCCUUCCCCUUUUCUACUCUACCUCAUAAGACAAAGCAAUCUUUCAACUAGUCCUAUAAUCUAAUCCAUCUCAUUCAUUUCACAUUUUCCUUCCAAGCCACUAUUCCAUUAGCUCUUUCACUCCCACUCACAAAACAUAAACACAAACACAAAACAAGACUUGAAAACAUCUCUUACCAUUUCUUCAUCUUCACCAUUCUCUCACCUUCUCUUAUGAUCUCCACAAACCAAGACCCUCUUCCCACCCACACCCACACCCAUUUCUCCAUCAUGCUCAAACUCCUCAACAAGAAUCUCCGCCGCUUCCUCUCCCAUCUCCGCUGUCCAAUUCAACCCCGCUCGAAAUCCAAAGUAACCGUCGUAAUCGACAAAUUAAACAACCACGACCCAACACCUCAAAACGAAACAAGCUCAAAUUUUUCAUCAGCACUUCAUCCAAAAACCGAGAAAAAAAUCCGGGUCGCUACUUUCAACGCCGCACUUUUCUCAAUGGCACCACCAACUCUUCCCAAAACAACAACAUUCGAAGACGAAAACGACAUCGCUUUAAAAUACAGCAAAUCCUUCGAGCUAAAUUCUCGAUCGAAUUCAACAAACGACAGACCAAAAAGCAUACUGAAACAAACUCAACCACAAUUUGGAUCAUCCCAUUCUCAACAACAAAACAACAUAAAAUCAAAAACAAGAGUCUCCAUCAAUUUACCGGAUAACGAGAUAUCGUUGCUAAGAAGUAGACAAUCGAGUUUCUCGGAACACGAAAGGGCGUCGACGAGUAGCAAUUGGGGAAGUGUUCGGAGUGGGAGGACGUUGGUGGAUGUGUUGAGAGAAGUGGAUGCAGAUGUAUUGGGAUUGCAAGAUGUGAAAGCGGAAGAAGAAAAUGGAAUGACGCCAUUGUCGGAUUUAGCGGCGGCUUUAGGUAUGAACUAUGUGUUUGCAGAAAGCUGGGCGCCGGAAUAUGGUAACGCGGUUUUGUCUAAAUGGCCUAUUAAGCGAUGGAAUGCCCACAAAAUCUUUGAUCAUACAGAUAUCAGGAAUGUUUUGAAGGCAACUAUAGAUGUACCUGAAGCAGGUGAGCUAAACUUUUACUGCACUCACCUCGAUCAUCUCGACGAGAAUUGGCGGAUGAAGCAGAUAAACGCAAUAAUCCAAACGAACGACGAGCCUCACAUCUUAGCUGGAGGACUUAAUUCACUCGAUGAAUCCGAUUACUCGCAAGAAAGAUGGACAGAUAUUGUAAAGUACUAUGAAGAGAUGGGAAAGCCAACACCAAAGGUUGAAGUGAUGAAACAUCUCAAGAGUAAAGAUUAUACAGAUUCUAAAGAUUAUGCAGGGGAAUAUGAAUCGGUUGUAAUGAUUGCCAAAGGACAAAGUGUGCAAGGGACAUGCAAGUAUGGAACUCGGGUAGAUUACAUAUUAUCAUCAUCGAAUUCGCCGUAUAAGUUUGUUCCUGGUUCCUACUUAGUCCUUUCGUCCAAAGGGACAUCAGAUCAUCACAUAGUGAAAGUUGAUGUGAUGAUCAAGGUAAAUAACAAUUCUCAAGAAAACGUGACAAAGAAACCGCAACAACAUAGACAGAAAAUUGUAAGAAUAACACAUUCGACUCCGUCAAAAGGUAUUUGGAAAACACACAACGGAGAAGUAUAUUGAAUUGUUUGUUCCUCCGCAGUUUAGAUGAGUGUAUUUGUUUUGUUUCUACUUCCUAAUCUUAUGUUAUACAACAUUCUUCAAAUUGAAUUAGAAGAAUAUGAAAGAAAAGAGUGAGUGUAAUGUGUAACUUUUUCUUUUUUCAAUUUGUAUAGCCUGAGUUUUGAUUAACAAAUUCCAAAAUCUACAGAGUGAUUUGCUUCCCCUUC